GUGAAGAGUCGAGUAUAGGCAUAAAAAAGAAAAAAGAAUUUACGAGAUAAAUCUAAGGGAGAAUACAAAAGAAAUGAAAUCGGCGUUUCGAAACGCCUACAUCCUUUCACUCUACCGCUCCUUAAACCCUAACAUCCUCGCUUCCAUUUCUCUCACUACCCUCCCUUCCUCUGCCAGACCUCUUUCUGCUCUCCAAAACGCACCGUUUCGUUCUCUCUGCUCAACCAUCUGUUUCUCCUCUUUAACAAUGGCUGCCACAGGUGACAGGAACUCAUCUUCACCUCCUACACUAGAAAAUCAGUUCAAGGAGUUCCGUACACAUCUAGAAGAAUCCGGAAGCGUACGAGAGAAAAUUCGAUCAGUAGUCUCGGAAAUCGAGUCCUCUUCUAGAUGCAUCCAUGUCAGUCUCCUUCUCGUUCACCAGUCUCGCCCUGUUUCAGAGAUCUUAGAAGAGGCUAAAGCACAAAUUGAAGUCUUAAAGAAACUUUAUAGCCAACUCGCAGAUAUUAUUAAAGAUCGCCCUGGUCAAUUUUAUAGGUAUCAUGGAGAUUGGAAAAGUGAAACGCAAACAGUGGUUUCUUUGCUUGCUUUUAUGCAUUGGUUAGAGACUGGAAAUUUGCUUUUACAUUCUGAAGCUGAGGAAAAACUUGGAUUGAAUAGUUCAGAGUUUGGUUUGGACAUUGAGGACUAUCUGAUUGGUAUUUGCUUCAUGUCAAAUGAAAUGCCUCGAUAUGUGGUGAACCGAGUAACUGCUGGGGACUAUGAUUGCCCAAGAAAGGUGUUGAAGUUCUUGACAGAUCUUCAUGCUGCUUUUCGCAUGCUUAAUCUCCGGAAUGAUUUUCUGCGCAAGAAGUUUGAUGGCAUGAAGUAUGAUCUAAGAAGAGUUGAAGAAGUAUACUAUGAUGUUAAGAUCCGAGGUCUAGCAAGCAACGGAGAUUUAGUUGCAGACCAGAUAGUUGAAGGUCAGUCAUAGAUUUGAUAGUCACGUGCUGCCUGUUACCCCUCUAGUUAUAUGUUUGAUGGUUUUUUAUAUUCAUUCAUCUGGAGGAAAUAUUUCAAGAAGGAUGACGUUGGCAACUGUCCGGUGGAUGAUAAUCCAGAUUUUUGAGAAAACAUCUGCUAAAUUUCUCUCUACUCUGCAUAUAUAUGUUGACAUGAAAAACAGGCAAUAUGAACAUAAAAAGGUUCAUUAUUAUAUAUUAUCAAACCAUUAGUACUGGGGUAGAACAACUUAUGAAAGUAGUUCACAUCUAUUAAGUUUUA
This is a messenger RNA of Ricinus communis (castor bean), 1263 nucleotides long. Its product is annotated as translin. The transcript has 7 exons. The record is from RefSeq and is a predicted model, not a curated record. NCBI's taxonomy places the organism in Eukaryota, Viridiplantae, Streptophyta, Magnoliopsida, Malpighiales, Euphorbiaceae. Gene Ontology annotation, cellular component: nucleus; cytoplasm. Gene Ontology annotation, biological process: RNA metabolic process. Bases 74 to 973 code for a protein of 299 amino acids. Gene Ontology annotation, molecular function: sequence-specific DNA binding; RNA binding; single-stranded DNA binding.